GGAAAAAAAAGAGGAUUUAUUCGCAAAUAUUGUAGGUUGUGCAUGAAGCUGGUCAACAACGUAUCCAAACAACUAUAUCGAAGUGACAGUAAUGCAUCGAACUGGCGUGAGCUGAAUAUAGUUUUGUGCAUGCCUCCCAUGCCUCGGUGAACAAAAGAUGUAAACAAUUGACUGCAGCAGCGAUGUUGGGCAGUGUUUAGAUCUAGCCUACAUCAUGUAGCCUCGUCCUUCGCCGCAUGCCGUUUGUCAGAUCAAAGCGAUUGUAAUAGACACGUGUAGAUAACGGUGCAUCGGUUCACUAGGCAACAGGUCCCGGGCGUCAGUUGACGUGGACAAGCAUGUGAAUAUAUGGCGAAAUGAUCUCAUGACGAAAGACAAUCAUUUGUUAGAGCUAAUCAGACGAGUCGACAAGUGGGUGAAGUGCGCGCGUAACUCCGCGCAAUAACGUUCGCGCACUGUAUAAGGCUGAUUGCCAUGGUCUAAAUAGAUAUAUGGAAGGACAGUUGUCAGCGUUACCAAGCAUGUUCAACUGAAACAAGUCAUAACAGUAACGAGAUCCGGCCAGACUCGGAUGGUUUCGUUAGAAGAUGGUGGGAACUGUUAAACAACAUGCAAUAACGUCUGACUGAUGAUGUCCUUCCGGCAUGAGACUCCGGCAGUAACAAUGAUUUCAAGAUUAUGUGAAACCUUAGAGGCACGAAAAUGUCACUAGCUGAAAAAUUUGGUUCCCUUUCCAUGAACUCUGACAUUAUAAUGGGUGGUUCAUCAAAACUGGACGAGGUCUUCCUACCUUUAAACAUGAACAACGACUCCAGAGGUGAGAUGGAACCCUUGCAGAAACAGGAUCAAUCAAACAACAUCCUUUCCUCACAAGCGAACUUCUUGGACAAUCUUGUUUCCGGGGCAACUGAAAAUGCAUCAACUUCCAAAUGUUACCAAGCGUCCAUUGCAUCCUUCGUGAUGAUUGCAGUUGUCAUCUCAGCGUUAAUAUUUGGGCAUCAGUUUAUAAAAGACUUACUGAUGUGGCUGACGGAGGUGGACUUCUUUAUAAGCUAUGCCAUCUUUUUAGCGCUUCACAUCGUUGUGUCGUUUCCCAUUGCAUGGGGCUAUGUGUUGUUGAUGGUGUCGGCCGGGUAUUUGUAUAGUUAUAUUUACGGUCCACUCGUCAUCCUGAGUGGAGGCCUGCUUGGGGUUUUUGUAUCUCACCUGACAAUGAGAAACUGUUGCCGAAGCUAUUUUUAUCGCAAGUUUUAUAACGGCAAGGUUGAAGCAGUCAUCAAAGUUGUUGAGAGUGACCAAGGGUUCAAAGUGAUUGCUCUUGCAAGACUGACGCCGAUUCCAUUUGGACUUCAGAACGGUCUCUUUGCUCUGGCCGAUGUGCCGUUAUGGAAGUACUGCCUGGCGUCGGUCGUGGGUCUGCUGCCAAUGGCGGUGCUCAACUGCUACCUGGGAUCAACACUGAGGUCAAUGGAGGACGUUCUGGGAGACGGCUCCAACAAAACAACGGGAUAUUUUAUAUUUGCAGCUCAGCUCCUGUUUACAGCUGGUGUAAUAUUUUUUGUGGUGCGCAAAGCACGAGUGGAACUGAGGAAAACAGUCGUUGAUUUGAAGGAAGAGAAACAUGCGCCAAAUACUGACGAUGUGUAUGUUGAUAUGAACAACGAAAGCUGAGAUUAGCUGAAUGCAAAGAAAUACUGAGAUAUAUUUAUUGUUAUCUGUUACCAUGGCUGUUUAUAUAAUAUAUAUAUAUGGUUUGGUUGUCAAAGAUUGCACAUAUGUAUAAAAAGGUUACCGGAGUUGCAUUAUUAGUUUGAAUACAUCCUGUGAAAUCAAUGCAUAUGUCCAAGGAAUGACAGUGUUGUUUAGUUGUACACGAUUCCAGAUUCUUUUCCAGUGGGUGUGAUUGGUGUUGCUGUGAGGGCCAUUAUGUCAGGGGCAUAUUACAGGGAUUUUUCUAGACCUGGGGCUCGUUGUACAGAACAACCUUAGUGCUAACGACUUUAAGCCUAUGUUAAGGUAUGGGAGUUACGAUCACCUUAGCGCUAAGAUCGCAUGGUACAACGACACCCUGCUCAGAAACCGAUAUUUGUCCCCAAAUUCCCGAAGUGGAAUAAAAACUAUUCCAGGGGUUUCAUUUUAUAGUCAUAACUAAUGUUUAAAUAUGGCGUUGUGGAGGUGACUUUUAUUUUUCUGAAUACAGGCUCCAUAAGGUAGAUGCUUUAAUGAUUAGUUUCACAUUAUUACAUUGAAUGCAAUGCAUACCUGAAUUAAUUGAAAAAAGAGCUUUAAAAAAACAUGAUAACAAUGUUUUCCCAAUUUACCUACCAAGGCACUUUGGAACCCAGAUAAGUCCCAGUUUGGAGAAUGGAAGGUUGUUAGAAUGUUCAACAUUAGAUGAAAAUAUGGUUAUAUUUGUAUAUGUAAUUCUUUUUAAGAUGUUUGUUAAAUUAUUCGUCUUAAUUCUAGUAGAUGAGAAAAUGUCCACUUAGUGUGUUUCAUAGUGUCCUGUAUGCACUAUAAGUAGUUGUGCAUGCAUGAAAAGGAGUUGUGUAUGUAUGAUAAGUAGUUGUGUAUGCCUAAAUAGAUGUGUAUGUAUGAUAAGUAGUUGUGUAUGCCUAAAUAGAUGUGUAUGUAUGAUAAGUAGUUGUGUAUGUAUGAUAAGAGGUUGUGUAUGUAUAAAUAGAUGUGUAUAUAUGAUAAGUAGUUGUGUAUGUAUAAAUAGAUGUGUAUGCAUGAUAACUGGUUGUGCAUGCAUAAAUAGAUGUGUAUGCAUGAUAUGUAGUUGUGUAUGUAUGAUAAGAGGUUGUGUAUGCAUAAAUAGAUGUGUAUGCAAGUAGUUGUGUAUGCAUGAUAUGUAGUUGUGUAUGUUUGAUAAGUAGUUGUGUAUGUAUGAUAAGUAGUUGUGUAUGUAUGCUAAGUAGUUGUGUAUGCAUAAAUAGAUGUGUAUAUAUGAUAAGUAGUUGUGUAUGUAUGCUAAGUAGUUGUGUAUGCAUAAAUAGAUGUGUAUGCAUAAGUAGUUGUGUAUGCAUUAAGUAGUUCUGUUCUGAAUAGAUGAAACAGAAACUCAGCCUUCUUUCUUGAAACAGAUGUCAAGUAUUACUUAUAAAUGUGUCCUUGAAAGGGAAAAAUAUCCAAACAUAAUGUUAAUGCUCAUAUUUGUAUUUUGACCAGACCAUUUUGA
Messenger RNA from Haliotis rufescens (red abalone), 3181 nucleotides. Its product is annotated as transmembrane protein 64-like. The coding region runs from base 703 to 1671 and encodes 322 amino acids. Lineage: Eukaryota; Metazoa; Mollusca; Gastropoda; Lepetellida; Haliotidae. The record is from RefSeq and is a predicted model, not a curated record. The transcript has 4 exons.